AUGGCGGAAGCUGAAGCUAAGGCUGCCUUGACCAAGUUUGUGGCUGUGACCGAUAGGGUCAGUCAGUUCGAAGCUAGGGUCAAUACCCCAACAGACCCACCUCCGUCUGUUCACACUAAUAAGGUCAGGCUUCAGCAGAUACAGGCUCUUUGGGACAAAGUAGAGAAAGAAUACGAGACGUGCUCUGAGGUUAUUUCCGUAUUAAAUUGUCCCGACACGAUGGAAGUCAUGCAAGCCAAGUAUGACUACUGCUACUCUGUCUUUGAGCGAUGCGCUGCAACACUAAACGAAACGAUUGAAAGGGCUUGCGUUCAACCGAUUCAUGAACCGUCCACGCCGGUGUCUCAGCCUAGUGGAUGCCGCGUACCUCCAAUAGACUGUGAGAUUUUCAGUGGCGACUAUGUUCAUUGGCCGACGUUCCGAGACCUUUUUUCCGCCAUCUAUGUCCAAAAUCCGAGGCUUUCCGGCGUUGAAAAGUUGUUCCACCUCAACUCGAAAACGAGCGGAGAAGCAAAGUCUAUUGUGGCGUUAUCACCAUUGACUAACGAAGGGUUUGAGUCCGCAUGGGGAAAUCUGCAGACUCGUUUUGAAAACAAGCGACUGCUCGUCAACAGCCAGCUAAAGAUCCUGUUUAAUCUUCCCACUGUUUCCCAAGAGUGUGGCAAUUCCCUAAAGCACCUGGAGAGCACUGUCCAAGGUUGCUUGACAGCCUUAAAAAUAGCUAAAGUAGACACAACAAAUUGGGACUGCCUUCUCGUCUACCUGUGCUCCUCAAAGCUGCCGAAGCUGACAUUGGCUCUGUGGGAACAGUCCCUCCUCAACCCAUCCGAGAUUCCAGGGUGGGAAGAAUUCAAGAACUUCUUAAAAGGUCGUCAUCGAACCCUGGAGGCAAUUGAAGAAUUUAAGCCUACCUUGAACACUCAAUCCAGAGCUCCACGUUCUGAAGCACGGUUGUCUGUCACCGAAUCUCAACUAGACGGCAUCCUUACCAAGUUCUGGGAGGUGGAGGAUGUUCCAGUGAAGCCGGGCAAGGAAUCCAGCUCGGUGUGUGAAAAUAACUUCCAGCAAACCACCACAAGGGAUAAAGAUGGGAGGAACGAAGCACGGUUGAGUAAAAACGUUCCUUUGAGAGAGCAGUAUGACUCAGUUAUUCAGGAAUAUUUAGAUUUAGGUCAUAUGCACCUAGUCUCUCCAAAAGACGACUCCAGCAAUUUUUACUUGCCGCACCACGCGGUUUUCAAGCCAGACAGCACCACCACAAAGGUUCGCGUGGUGUUUAAUGCCUCCAAUAAAUCGUCAAACGGGUACAGCCUAAAUGAUAUCCUUCAUACAGGUCCGAAUCCUGUAUGCCGCGAUAAAGAGGGAAAACUGUGUGAUUAUGAGCUCAACACGGUCACUUUUGGCGUUAACUGUGCCCCCUUUCUGGCCAUACGCGUGCUCCAACAACUGUCCCAGGAUGUACGUGACCAAUAUCCUUUGGCAAGUGACAUAAUUUCGAACUUUAUGUACGUCGAUGAUGUUUUAGCUGGCGCCCACACGCAGCAGUCCGCUGUUUCAGCCAUCAAAGAGCUCUGCGGUGCCCUCGAGAGUGCGGGUUUUCCACUGCGCAAGUGGACCUCGAACGAGAAGAAACUUUUACAAGGUAUUCCAAAGGAGGACUUGAUCAGGGCCGACUUUCUGGAGCUGGAAGACGCCAGUAUGGCAAAAACUCUGGGAAUCCGUUGGCACGCGACAUCGGAUAGUUUCUUUUUUUUGCCGAUGGAUAUUUCUCUCCAAACAACCUACACCAAACGAGAGGUUUUAUCCCAGAUAGCCAAACUGUUUGACCCAGCAGGUUGGUUAUCGCCAGUUAUUGUUCGGGCAAAAAUUUUCAUGCAAGAAAUUUGGCUUCGGGAGUUAAGCUGGGACCAGCCUCUUCCGGUUGAUCUUGUCACAAAGUGGCGUGACUUUCUUAAGGGAUAUCCAACAUUAAAAGAAGUUCGCAUUCCAAGAUGGGUAAAAUUUCAUCCAGACGCAAAGCUGCAGUACCACGGGUUUUGCGAUGCAUCGCAGAGCGCCUAUGGUGCUGCCAUCUUCGUUCGCGUCGAAACGAGUGAUGGCUUUUUUACCCAAUUGCUUGUAUCCAAAACCCGAGUAGCUCCAGUAAAGUCCCUUUCCAUACCGCGAUUAGAGCUGUGCGGUGCGGUGCUUCUCUCCGAACUCGCUGCAGCAGUUCUCUCCGAAAUGCCUCCUACUCAGUAUGAGACAUAUUAUUGGACAGACUCCACGAUAGUGCUUGCAUGGCUAAGCAAGCCAGCAUGCACUUGGACUACGUUCGUUGCCAACAGAGUCGCGAAAGUUCACCAGCUCACCAACAGAGAACAGUGGUUUCAUGUGAUAUCGGAAGAUAACCCAGCUGACCUGGCGAGCAGGGGCGUCUCAGUCCAUGAGCUCAGGGACAGCAACCUCUGGUGGCACGGUCCUGAGUGGCUGCGUCACAACCGGGAGCAGUGGCCACUCAAUUCGUCGGUUCCGCUUGAAACAGAGCUCGAACAACGCCCGAUAAGAUGUAACGUCGCCAAAGCGCCUCCGAAAACUGACCUUUUGGAGCGGUUUUUAGCAUUCGAGAGGGCUUUACGCAUUCUCGCGUACGUAUUCCGGUUUGCAAGACUGUGUCGCAAACAAGAUGUCAACGUAAAGUCGGAACUCACAGCUGCAGAGCUGUCUAACGUCCAAGAGAGGCUGAUUGUGCUCACCCAACUCAAUGAGUAUCCAACAGAAUGCAAGGCAUUAGGCAAAAAGCAGCAUAUUCCAGUCUCCAGCACGAUCUCCAAUUUAAACCCCUUUGUCGACAGCCAUGGUGUCUUAAGAGCAAGCGGUCGUCUACGAGCAUCUGAGAUGCUAAGCUAUGAUGAGAAACAUCCAAUCAUCAUUCCGGCAAGGUGCACUUUUGCCAAACUUUUGGUCCUCUUUACCCAUCGCAUAUCCUUGCAUGGGGGUAAUCAAUUGAUGAUCCGACUUAUUCGCUCCAAGUAUUGGAUACCCCAGCUGAGAAAUCUGGUAAAAGUCACCAUUCAUGCCUGUCGGGUGUGCACCAUUCACAAACAGAAGCUGCAAACUCAGCUGAUGGGGGACUUGCCCUGCGCAAGAUCUACAUUUUCCAGAGCUUUUACCCACACGGGCGUUGACUUUGCGGGACCAUUUGAUAUUAAAAACUAUGUCGGUCGAGGGUGCAAGAUAACAAAAGGGUAUGUUUGCGUUUUUGUGUGUUUCAGUACCCGAGCCAUCCACCUAGAAGCUACAUCAGACUUGACGACUGAAAAGUUUCUGGCGGCCUUCUCGCGUUUCUCCGCACGACGUGGCUGUCCGCAACACAUACAUUCUGACAACGGGAAAACGUUUGUGGGAGCCUCCACGUCCCUAUCCAAGGACUUCAUUGAAGCCACGAGGUCUUUGAUCCUAUCCAAUUACAGCCUUCAAAAUGUGACCUGGCACUUUAACCCUCCUGCCGCCCCUCAUAUGGGAGGGCUAUGGGAGGCCGGUGUCAAAAGCUUUAAGGCACACUUCUACAAGCAUACGGCGGGCGGGAAGUACACAUUUGAAGAGUUAGCCACCCUCCUAUCGAAAAUUGAGGCCUGUUUAAAUUCGAGGCCUAUUUCUCCAAUGUCCGAAGACCCCACGGACCUCGUAGCUCUCAGCCCCGGACAUUUCCUAGUCGGUGGGCCACUCCUUUCCGUGGCGGAACCCGAGAUUAAGGAAAACCCCAUUUCCAUUUUAAACCGAUGGCGGCGGCUAAAGGCCCUGCAUCAGCAAUUUUGCUCACGUUGGAAAGAAGAGUACCUAAAGGAGCUCCAUAAAAGGACUAAAUGGCAAUUUCCAACGCGAAAUAUUCAGACAGGGGACAUGGUUGUGCUAAAAGAGGAGAAUUUACCGCCAAAUGAAUGGCGGCUUGGGCGUAUCCAACUGGUGUGCCCAGGCGCGGAUGGCAAGACCCGAGUGGCAGAGGUUCUAACCGCACGUGGCAUUAUCCGACGACCAAUCGCAAAGAUGAUCCGCCUUCCGAUGGAGGCCUCCAGCUCCGAGUGA
Drosophila takahashii is the source of this 4065-nucleotide messenger RNA. NCBI's taxonomy places the organism in Eukaryota, Metazoa, Arthropoda, Insecta, Diptera, Drosophilidae. The record is from RefSeq and is a predicted model, not a curated record.